AUGUGCACGACUGUGGUUGAAGAUGUUGAAGACUACAGCUUCACUAUUGAGGUCAUAGACCUAGGCUCCCUUGCGACCUCAACAGUCAUUACGCGAACACAGGACAGCCGCUCUGCUGUGCUGGCCAUUGCGGCAAGUGGAUAUCUUGCGAUCAUACCAGUGACACCAUCUCUGGCAAUAUCCUUCAAGACUCUCGAGCUCUUCCGGUGCUUGUGCCUGCAGAAGGCAUCGUUCAGCGUGGAAGCAUUUGCAAAGGUCAUAUGUGAUUACUAUGCAGUGCCAUAUCGAAGAAGGUAUCGCUCUGCAUUGAGCAAUGCCUUCGAUAUCUACCUGACCAUGCAGCGUAUGAUUGAGAAGCGGGUUCAAUCUGCUCUUGGCCACAAUACACCCAACUGGCGGGUGCUUAAUGCAUGCCCUGCAUGCUGCUACAGUCUCGAGGGAGAACCGGAGCUCAAGAUCGGCUGUAUGUAUUGUUUUGAUGGCAACAAUUCCCUCAAGUGA
Sparassis crispa is the source of this 501-nucleotide messenger RNA. RefSeq lists its product as hypothetical. The transcript is spliced from 3 exons. The coding region runs from base 1 to 501 and encodes 166 amino acids. Lineage: Eukaryota; Fungi; Basidiomycota; Agaricomycetes; Polyporales; Sparassidaceae. The record is from RefSeq and is a predicted model, not a curated record.